Lates calcarifer (barramundi perch) is the source of this 4964-nucleotide messenger RNA. It is a transcript of the gene ubn2b, whose product is annotated as ubinuclein 2b. The record is from RefSeq and is a predicted model, not a curated record. Gene Ontology annotation, cellular component: nucleus. NCBI's taxonomy places the organism in Eukaryota, Metazoa, Chordata, Actinopteri, Centropomidae.
AUUAUCAUGAGCAGACGUUACAAGGUACUGGAUUCACAUGAGCCGUGUGUUUACAUUAUUUACAGUAGAUUUAUGCAAAAUACGGGUUUGCCUACCGCCGAUCUAUAGCCUACACGUGCAUAGCGAAAGUGACACGAUUUGCGGUCACGCUAACACAUUUAAGUCCUAGAAUUCAUCAGAUGGUUACAUUUCAUUCUUAAAAAAGUGCAUCUUUUAUACUUUAGGGAGUAUGAAUAAUAAAAUGUAUCUAUUACUGAUUUUAUGAGAAAUCAAGGCAGAAAGCCCACGAAAAAUAUAAUAUCUCCUGGUAGUAAAUAGUGGAGCUGCGUCCCGCCUGUGUGGAACAAUCAUCUCCUCCAUAUUCGCGCUAGUCUGUCAGGUGGGCGUGUUUCUGCUUUGCCAUUGGACAAACACUGUUUCCUUUUCUCCCCGGCUUCCGCUUUCUUUUCAUACGCACGCCCAGCCACUGAAUAAUGAUAAUAAUGAUCAAGAUGGCUACUACAGAAUCCUCCUUGCGGUAGCUAACCACCAAUUUCAUGGAAGCUCUCAAAACUGCGAUUUCUUACUGUUUAAGUCCCUCGUAGGUGACGGGGGCCGUACCAGGGAUCGUACUAUAUGGAUUAAAACGGACUGAGAAGAGAUAAAAGUGAUUGUGUUGUCUGGAGCAGUCAUUCCGAGGAAGCUAGCUAGCAGAGCUACUAGCUAGCUGUACUUGUCGACCAUCUCCAGGUUUAGCUCCCCAGCCAGCGGCAGAGGAGCGUGGCGCUCCCCGUUUUGCGUGCCCGGUCGUCGGACGGAGAGCGUCAAAUGGCAGAGCCGAGGAAAGUGCCGUUCGUCACCAUCUCAUCCUUCAACACCUCGCCGCCGACCCCAGAGUCCAGCAAGAAACGCCGCCGCGAAGAUGAGGCCGUCGAUAUCACUUUUGGGAAAGAUGGAGGUGGAAGUGUCGCGGCGGUGGGGUCAGGAGGUUGCGGAGGUCUGUUCGGUAACACGAAAGGAGGCGACGCCGAGACCGGGGAGACGAAACCAACCGUCCGCCUCAACCUCCCGCUGACCGAGCCGAACGACCGAGGGUCCGCCGAGUUCAACUACGGCGAACUGGUCCACUCAACUCUUACUCAGGUAAAGCUUGCAGGUUCAACAGUCCCUAAAGGACUCACUCCUCCCCUGGACCCCAAUGACCCCUUUGCUGAUGAUGAGAGGGAGAGGCGGGAGGUAGAAGAGCUGGCCAAGAAAUUUGAGAACAAAUAUGGUGGCAGCUCUAAGAAGAAGAAAAAGGACAGGAUGCAGGAUCUCAUUGACAUUGGAUAUGGAUAUGAUGAGACUGACCCCUUCAUAGACAAUUCAGAAGCUUAUGAUGAGCUGGUACCAGCGUCUCUGACCACAAAACAUGGAGGCUUCUACAUCAACACAGGCACUCUGCAGUUCAGACCCGCGUCUGACUCUGAGGGAGAGAAUGCAGGCAAAGAAGAUAAUCACUUCAAGAAGAUGAAAGAUGGUGAGGAGCGGGUGAUUAAGAAACGGCGGAAAAAGCAAGAUGGUGGAAUUCUGGAGGAGAAGAAACCCAAGAAGAAUAAAGUACCAAAGCCUGGAGUUUCAGCUCUGAAUGUUCAUCGGCCAGAAAAGAAAAAGAGGAAGAAGCUGAUGAAGGAUUCUCUGCACCUGGCCAACAUGCUGCGCCGCUUCACCAGGGAGAAGGAGGAGAUGCGCAAAAAGAAUCUGGCUGCUGCCGGUCUGCCGCGGCCCAACGCCAAAGUGCCCAACGCCAACAGUGCGCUCCUCAACACUCACCCCAAGGCUGCUGGCAACAAUGACUGCAGCAUGGCCGACCUGAGUGCUGACCCGGCUGUGAUGUCACUGCUGGGUUCAGCCAAUAACGACAUCCUGCAGGACAUGAUGGGUGACCUGGACUUUGGGAUGCUGGACUCCCCUCAGCCCUCCAGUCCAGCACAGGGAGAGAAUGGCUCCUUUGGGAUGGGACAUAAAGCUGGUGGUAGCAGAGUGUCACAGGGUAAUGUGAUGAACCCUCCUCCUCUGCCCAGUGGACUCCCAGGCCCGCUUACAAAGCGCAUCGAAGACCUGAGAGCGGCGUCCCGUCUGUUUGAUGAAGAAGGCAGAAAGAAGUUCUUCACAUUGGAUAUGAACAACAUCCUACUGGAUAUUGAGUUGCAGGUUCAGGAGCAGCCUGCAGAGGUGCGUUCAGCCGUCUACUCUCACCUAGAGGCCUUCGUGCCCUGCAAUAAAGAAGCUCUGCUCAAACGCCUUAAGAAGCUCAGCCUCAACAUACAGGAUGACCGUCUUCGAACACCCCUGCUGAAGCUGAAACUGGCAGUGUGCAGUGUGAUGCCAGAGCAGAUUGCUCGGUACAACAUGGACUGUAUCGCUAAAGUGGCAAAGCAACAGUCUGAGGAGGGAGAGAAAAACGGGUCAGAGGAUGAUGAUGAGGAGAAACCAGGGAAGAGGGUGAUGGGGCCUCGAAAGAAGUUUGUCUGGGACGACAAACUCAGGUCACUGCUGUGUAAUCUGGUGCGGGUGAAGCUGGGCUGCUACGAGCUGGAGGGCAAGAACUCGUUGUCUCUAGAGGACUACCUCAAAGCCUUCAUGGAGACUGAAGUUAAACCUCUCUGGCCUAAGGGCUGGAUGCAGGCCAGGAUGCUGUUCAAAGAAAGCAUCAUGGCUCACGGUCACCUCACAGGCUACACAGCAAAGAAAAAGAUGGUCCCUACUCCUAAGGCCAAGCCAAAGGAGGCUGUUUGGGUUCAGCGGCCCACACCCUCAGCAGGUGCCACUCCCUCCCCUGCUGCCCAGGUUGCCAAGCGACCACCUCAGUCACCGUCUGAGCCUAUAUGUCUCGAUUCCCUUGACGAGGAACUGACAGCUCCCUCCCUGGACUCCAUCUCCCAGGCCCUUGCCAUCCUUGGCAAUGCAGCCAAGGGUCUGGCCCAGGGGGACAGCCCCCCAUCCCCAGAUGGACCCAAGGCAGCCACCAACCCCUCCUCCCUCCACGCCUCGCCACUCAUUCAGCAGCAGAAAAAGAACUCCGUCAGCACUCCCAGUUCCAAUGCACCUCACUACAUCUCUACCUCUUCGUCUUCCUCCACCUCUCUGUCUCGGCCUUCCUCCAUCACGUCCUCUCUGCCCUCAGUGAGGGUGGAUGGGAUGGGGGUUGUCAAGGGCACGCCGCAGGCGCACAGACACUCAGUUUUGAACACUCAGAGACCUUUGGGUGUGGCAAAAGCCAACAUGCCUGCCUCAGCGUCACCACCUAAACCACGCCCACCACCCACCGCGUCUCCACUUGUGCCCCCAGGAUCAAAGACGGGGAUCUCCACUCCCCCGUCUGGCCUCCUCAAAGGCAGCAAUAAUAAUAAAGCCAACAGUGGUGACGCUCUCAUCCUCACAUCGCCUCAGUCUCGGCCACACACCCUUUCAUCACCCUCGCUCAUGACCCCCAAAAUCUUCCAGGCGCCUCGCUUGCCCCACACCCCACAGAGUAAAUCCUCCCCCUCUCCCUCCCUCUCCCAGACGCUCUCUGGAGUUCAGGCCCAGCCCCAGCCUCAGUCUAACUUCAUCACCCCUAUGCACGCCACUCUCACCAAGUCCACACACAGCAGUAUCCCGCCUAUCGUCAAACUCACUCCCCGUACGCCCAACCCUGCUGUCACCACCACCACCUCAGCAUCACCCUCCAUCUCUCAAAGCCCCAGGUCUCAGGCAACCCCCACCAUACAUCAGUACUCUCCCAAAACCCAGGCAGGGUUCCGCCCGCAGUUCUCAGGUGCCCAAGGAGGUGCAACCAAGCCAGGGCAAGGCAGCUACACUCCUCCAGGCAGCCAGAAGACCCCCACCAACAACAGCACCACCAACACCAGCCUUAUUAACACCUCAUCCAUAAGCAAGCAUUCAGGAUCCAGUGCCUCCCCCACAUUGGCCUCUGCCAACCCAGGCCAGCGUCAGAGGCCAGGGAGUGGGACACCUCAGGGGGCCAAGUCUGUCGCGUCUGUUUCAUCACCAUCCGUCUCUUCUCAGUUGCCACAGGUCUCCACAGCAGGUAGCAGCAGUCUGCUCGGCUCAGCUUCCUCUCUUCCCCUGGGGUUUGGGAUGCUGGGGGGCCUGGUCCCCGUGUCCUUCCAGUUCCCCCCGCUGCUAAACCUGCCUCCUCUGGGUACAACAGGCUCCAGUACGGCAGCCAGCGGCUCCGCAGCCAGUAGCAAUGCAUCAUUCUCUACCCUGACUCAGAAUCUGUAUAAGAGUCUCCAGUCAGGGUCUCAGGUUGCUCUGCCUCCUCACUUGCAGCUCGCUUUCUCAGAUGUCAGUCAAAGCCAGGGAGGAGAUGCUAAGAGGAAGACUCUAUGAUACAGCUGGAUUUCUCCACCCAGUGGAUGCUGUUCACAUGACGGGAUGUUGGGACAAAUCAGGAUGGAACGUGGCUUUGGGUAUCAGAUGGACAAAUCACUGAUAACAGGAGUCUGAAAAACAGACUGGGCUACAUUUAGGAUACUUGACCUGAGAAGAUCAGCUCAAGUUUUCAUGAAUACAGCAGUUAAAUAUAACUUUUUUAAAAACAAUUUGAUAAGUUUUAAAUACUAUCCUUCAUAGAAUUGUUAAAUGACAAAUACUGUUUGUCAAUGUUUACAAGAUAGACCUAUAUCACUGUGGACAGGGAGAAGGAAUGAAUGGGUUUUUUAGGUGAGUGAGUGUGUUUGUGUGAGCGUGCGCGAGUGUCUGAAUGUGUUUGGGUGGUGUGCCUUUGUAUGUCUCCCUCUCUGAUGCAUGGUCAGUGUCUAUUUGGUGCUGUUUUUAUCAUAAUGUAAUUAUCACUGAUACCUGUAAGAAAUGUAAUCUGCAAAUUGAUGAAUUUCAGCUUUUUUUCCAAUGAAAGAUGUACACUUUUUCAUUGUAUUUGAAUUCUUGAAUGAAUUCGUUUCUGUACAGAUCUUAAACCUACUUUUAAUUAAAAUCUU